Kluyveromyces lactis is the source of this 1734-nucleotide messenger RNA. RefSeq names its product M20 family metallopeptidase. The transcript has a single exon. Lineage: Eukaryota; Fungi; Ascomycota; Saccharomycetes; Saccharomycetales; Saccharomycetaceae. Bases 1 to 1734 code for a protein of 577 amino acids. Gene Ontology annotation, cellular component: fungal-type vacuole lumen. The record is from RefSeq and is a predicted model, not a curated record. Gene Ontology annotation, molecular function: metallocarboxypeptidase activity.
AUGUUACGUGAAAAGGAUAGAGGUCCAGUUACAGCUAAGAGAAGAGUACUCAGCUUACUUACCUCUCUCGUAUCUAUCAUUUGUUUCCUUUUUUUGCUCAAGAAUUUCUAUAAUCAUGAAAUAUUGAACAUUUCGGAUGACGGUAAAUUGUUCCAAUGUCAAACUUAUGACAAGGUUUCUGGAGGUUCCACAGACGACUUAAAUUACAUUAUAUCGGAUGAGUCGUUUAUUAACGGCACCAUUGGUAAGCUACAGAAUAUUAUCCGCAUUCCAACAGAAGUAUCAGAUGAGCGUCCGGAUCCUGGUACUCACCCAGAUGAAGACAUGUAUAAACCAUUCUACGAGCUGCACAAACAGCUAGAACAUGAUUUCCCACUAGUAUGGUCUAAGCUACAAGUUGAAAUAGUCAAUAAUUUGGCAUUGCUCAUUUCUUGGAAGGGUACUGACGAAUCAUUAAAGCCUUUGAUGUUCGCGUCCCAUAUGGAUGUAGUACCAGUUGAGAGGAAAACUUGGGACGAGUGGAGGCAUCCACCUUUCAGUGGCAACAUAGAAUUCGACUCAGACAACAUUCUAAAUAGCAAAAUUUGGGGGCGUGGCUCGUUCGAUGACAAAAACAUGUUGAUCGGUGAAUUGCAGGCUUUGGAAUUGUUAUUAUCACAAGAUUUCCAGCCGGAGAGAGGAAUUGUUCUUGCAGUGGGGAGUGAUGAGGAAGCAAGUGGACAGUUCGGUGCUGCAAAAAUCAACGAAAUUCUUAUGGAAAGAUAUGGUGAUGAUGGUAUAUACGCCAUUGUAGAUGAGGGUCUAAAUGGUAUCAAAAAACAAGAGGGAGUAUACAUGGCGUCCCCAGGUACCGCAGAAAAGGGCUUCAUCAAUUUCUGGAUUCAUCUCACAACACCAGGUGGUCAUUCCUCCGUUCCACCAGACCAUACGUCUAUUGGUAUCAUUUCUAGCCUGGUAAAGAAGAUCGAGAGUGAGAAAUUCCCAUUGUGGUUUACGGAAAAGAAUCCUGUUUCUCAAUGGCAUCAAUGCGCAGCACAAUACUCUCUAGAGAUGGACAAUAGUUUGCGUUAUGAUUUCCUUAAUGCUAUGAAUGACGAAGGUUCCAACGCCCGUGUCAUCGAAUACCUUUUGCAAACUGGAGGUAGGAGUAUGGAGUAUUUACUACGUACAUCUCAAGCAGUGGACAUCAUUCACGGUGGUUUCAAAUCAAAUGCUCUCCCAGAAACUGUAUCAGUGUUGAUAAACUCAAGGAUAGCUCUCGAAUCUACUGUGAACGAGACUAUGACAAAGUUUAUUAACCAACUCAAAGAGAUAUCCAACGAAAAUGACCUUGGUUUAGAAUAUAAUGGCGAUGAGCUAAUUAAACCUACCGAACAUGGAACUUUUUUUGUUGAAGUAGUUGUUGGAAAGGACCCAGCUCCACCCGCACCAAACAACGAUGCAUGGAAACACUUUGCCGGUACAGUAAAAUCUUUCUACGAAGAUAUCGUUUUCCCAACCAAGUUGGAGGAAGAUUCAACAGAACUUGUUAUCGCCCCAACAAUAAUGAGUGGGAACACAGAUUGCUUGCACUACCUAUCCUUGACAGAAAACAUCUACAGAUUCCAACCUGGAUUUGCCAGUAAAGAUACCCUUGGUACUAUUCACUCUGUCAACGAACAUGUGGACUUCGAAACAGUGAUGCAUACCGUGGCAUUCGUUUAUCAUUACAUAAAUGCUGUUCAAUCGAACUGA